Molecule: messenger RNA, 1050 nt
Organism: Sturnus vulgaris (Common starling)
Lineage: Eukaryota; Metazoa; Chordata; Aves; Passeriformes; Sturnidae
Source: RefSeq, a predicted model, not a curated record
AUGCGGAUGGGCGGGAGGAGGAGGCGGGAGCUGAUUGGCUGGCCCCGUCUCCUCCUCCGAGGUUGCCAUAGCGACGGGAUGCGGAUGGGGGGAGGAGGAAGAGGAGGAGGCAACGUCCGCAGGCGGGAGGAGGAAGGACUUGUUUUGGGUAUGGUUAAGCAAAGAUUAGCCCAGUUUGACAAGUGGACAGACGGCCAGAGGAGGAGGAUCCUGCUGGAUCUGCUGGAACGUUGCUCCCUGUCCCAGCAGAAAUUUUGUGCCAAGCAGCUCCAGGCUCGAGUUCCCAUCGAGGCUGUGGAUUUUACCACGAGGCUCCCUCGGGUCCUGUCCUUGUACAUCUUCUCCUUCCUGGACCCACGGAGCCUCUGUCGAUGUGCACAGGUGAGCUGGCACUGGAAAUACCUGUCAGAGCUGGAUCAGCUGUGGAUGCUCAAGUGCCUUCGUUUCGGGUGGCUCAUCAACUUCUGCCCCACGCCCUUCGAGCAGGGAGUGUGGAAAAAUCAUUACCUGGACAAGGUGAAGGAGCUGCGCCUGAGCGCUGCCAAGACUCCUUCCAAGGACGAGUUCAUCGUUAUCGAUGUGCAACCAGUAAAAAUCAAAAUCCCAGAGAGAAAACAUCCCCUGGCAGCACAGGGGACGAGCAGGGGGAAAAAAGAAAUCCCUCCUUGGCGUUCAUCCGACAGGAACCCCACGGACACCGUCCGCUACAACUACCUGGACAACGAGCACCCCAUCGAGCAGGCCAGGCAGGGGAGGAGGAAGGGAGGAGGGCACACCCCGGACCUGAGCAGGCAGGAGGCCGAGAGGAAGAAGAGAGGGGGUCGUGGAUCAGCUCAGCUCCGGAAGGUGAAAUCCCUGCUGUCAGUCCCCGCAGACCCGGAUCCUGUCCCAAAGCCUCCAGUCCGUCCCAGCUGGGUCUGCCCCGGCCAGCCCGAGCCCGAGGCGCCGGCCCGGAGCUCCCGGGGCUCCCAGAGCUCCCAGGCACCUCCCCUGUUUGAGGCUCAGCCCUGGCCCAUUCCUUCAUCCAACCAAGGAUCUGACACGGAAUGA